AUGACUACGACCGAUUCAUCUCCAGUCCCUUCCGUCGUACAGACAGUGGAAGAACAACUGGCGGAAAUUAGGGCAGCCUUGGCCCGAAAAAAUGAGAUUAUAGCACAAAGGGACCUUGUACAAGCUGAGUUGGCUGCUCUGGAAGCACUGAUAGCUGCCUCAAUUCCUUCAACUUCUGCACCUCCCGCUUUUCAGCCUUAUGUUCCAGCUGCACAAGCAACAGCACUUCCACCUGCUCAGUCAGGUCCAUCUACUUCCGCAUAG
Ilex paraguariensis (yerba mate) is the source of this 264-nucleotide messenger RNA. The record is from the annotation of a GenBank genome assembly. NCBI's taxonomy places the organism in Eukaryota, Viridiplantae, Streptophyta, Magnoliopsida, Aquifoliales, Aquifoliaceae.